AUGCUUGAAUCAGAGCUGAUCAAGUCGAAACUGAACCUGGUCGACAAAGCCAGAGCCCGCGGGGCUGGAGACCAUAUCUCUCUUCCGCAAUUAGUCGUCUGCGGUGACCAGUCAGCUGGAAAGAGUUCGGUUCUUGAAGGCAUCACUGGCAUCCCAUUCCCUCGAAAGGCUGGCUUGUGUACCAGGUUUGCUACUGAGAUAGUCCUCCGCCAUUCUCCUGGUAAACAAGCCAUUACUGCAACCAUUAUUCCCCACUCUUCGCGAGAUGAGGUGACAGCAACUCGCCUCCGGAACUACCAAAAAAAUCUCCUCGGGUACGAUGAAUUGCCCGAUGUUAUUGAAACCGUAGGAGCUCUCAUGGGGCUGAAGGGCUUUACCGAUCAGAAAGACUCACCUCCAUUCGCUUUGGAUGUGUUGCGAAUCGAAGUUAUUGGUGAAACUGGGCUUCACCUUACCAUCGUUGACUUACCAGGGUUGAUAUCUGGUGCUGAAAGUGAUGAUAGCUCUGUCGUGGAGGGCUUGGUUAACUCCUAUCUUGAAAAUUCGCGUACCAUCAUUCUUGCCGUCAUCCCAGCAAUAAACGAUGUGGAAACUCAGCCAAUUAUUCGAGCAGCACGGCAGUUUGAUACAGAAGGUGUGAGAACCAUAGGUAUCAUCACCAAAACUGACCUUAUUAACGAUGGAACCGAGGGAAGAAUCGCUGCGGUCAUACGGAAUCAGGGACCUAUCAAGCUCAAGUUAGGAUAUUACCUGCUCAAGAAUCCGUCUCAAAAGGAAAUAGAAGCGGGAAUGGCCUCUAUAGAGAGAAAGAGAAAGAGAAAGGAGCUUGAGUGGUUUCAAAAUCCUGGCUGGAAGAAUCAACACCUCAACUCAAAUAGAGUUGGUAUCGAUGCACUCAAAUCUUCGCUCGAAGUCCUUCUUGCACGGCAUAUUGAACGUGAGCUACCCAAAGUUUGUUCGGAAAUAUCAAAACUGCUAGAAGGUGCGCAGAACGAGAUAAAUGAGCUCGGUGAAGAGAGAACCAGUAUCCAAAGCCAAAGGCUCUUCCUAUCAAGGCUAAGCAUGGAAUUCUGCAGCCUUAUACAGGCUGCAACCGGAGGCACUUACCAUGGCAGGUUCUCGGAAUUUUUUAACAGGGAAACUGAAAGUAUCUUUACCAAUCGAAUUCGAGCCAGAGUUCACCAUUUGAACAACGAAUUUGCCGAUUUUAUGUGUUCAAAAGCUCAUAAAUAUGAUUUAGAGCGACAUGGAAAUGACGACGAUGACGAUGAUGACGAUGACGAUGAUGACGAUGACGAUGGUGACGAUGAUGAUGAUGAUGACGACUAUGACGACGAUGAAGACGACUACGACGAUGAAGACGAGAACGACAAUGAAGACGACGACGACAAUGACGAUGAUGUAGCCUUUCCACGGGAAUGGGGACACCCCGAGGCGAACACUCGAGGUUUGGAACUAAAUGGAACAUAUGGAUACAUGCUUCUCAUGGAGCUCUUCCACACUCAAUCAAGCCGCUGGAGUGGCAUAGCCAGUGGACACAUUAACAGAAUCCAUGAUUUGAUAUGCAUCUUCGUCGAACAGUCCCUUGCUUAUACUGUCAAAGAGGAGCAGGUCCGCAAUGAACUAUGGCUUUACAUGAGAGCGUCGCUUCAAAAGAACUUGGCCGCGGCUGUUAAUGAACUUCAAACCAUCUGUGAGGAUGAGAAGAUGCCUCCGAUAACUUACAAUCACUACUACACUGACAACAUUGACAAAGCCUCUCAGGAGGGGAUGAAGGAUGCCUUUCGGAAAGCUAUCGAUGCCGCCAACACGGAUCUGAAUAGCGAAGCUGUCAGCCAAAAGAAACAAAGCAAAGCCUAUCGGCGUCUACUAGAGGAGGCUUUGGAAAAAAAAGUGAUUGUCAACAUGGACCGACGUGCAUGUGAGGAAGCGAAGAUUGCCCUCAAUGCUUACUACAAGGUUAAAUCAAUUCUGAUGGCGGUCAUUGAACGACACCUUAUCUCCAAACUUCCAGCGAUCUUUCCCCCUACAUCUGUCCUGAAGAUGUCUGAUCAAGAUGUCGCGCGUAUUGCAGGCGAACCAGCAGAUCGAGCAGACCGCAGGAAUGAACUGCUAAACAUGAUUCAAAUCCUUACUGAAUCUCUCAAUGACCUUCAAAGUUAG
Microsporum canis CBS 113480 is the source of this 2163-nucleotide messenger RNA. Its product is annotated as dynamin family protein. Gene Ontology annotation, cellular component: membrane; microtubule; cytoplasm. Lineage: Eukaryota; Fungi; Ascomycota; Eurotiomycetes; Onygenales; Arthrodermataceae. The transcript is spliced from 3 exons. Gene Ontology annotation, molecular function: GTPase activity; GTP binding; microtubule binding. The coding region runs from base 1 to 2163 and encodes 720 amino acids. The record is from RefSeq and is a predicted model, not a curated record.